Messenger RNA from Loxodonta africana (African savanna elephant), 7961 nucleotides. It is a transcript of the gene LYZL4, whose product is annotated as lysozyme like 4. Lineage: Eukaryota; Metazoa; Chordata; Mammalia; Proboscidea; Elephantidae. Gene Ontology annotation, molecular function: lysozyme activity. The record is from RefSeq and is a predicted model, not a curated record. Gene Ontology annotation, cellular component: acrosomal vesicle; sperm flagellum. The transcript is spliced from 5 exons. Gene Ontology annotation, biological process: fusion of sperm to egg plasma membrane involved in single fertilization. Bases 3388 to 3855 code for a protein of 155 amino acids.
GGGGGGGGGUGGUGGCAUUAUUCAAUCCAUAACACUGUGUAACAAUUAUCACAAACUUGGUGGCUUAAAACAGUACACAUUUAUUACCUCACAUUUUCUGUGGGUCAGGCUCAACUGGGUCCUCUGCUUCAGGAUCUCACAAGGCUGCAAUCAGGGUGUCAGCCAAGCUGGUUGAGUUGCUGACAAGAUUAAGAUCCUUGUGGUUGUAGGACUAAAGGCCUCAUUUUCCUGCUGGUUAUCAGGUGGAGACCACCCUCAGCAACUAGAGGCUGCCUGCAGUUCCGUACCCCGUGGGCCUUCCCGACGUGGCAGCUUGCUUUCUCAAAGUUAGCAAGGGUCUGAGAGACUCCAGCUAGACAUCCAUCCAUCCCCUUUGCUGUAUUCUAUUGGUUAGAAGCAAGUCACAGUCCUGCCCAUACCCAAGAGGAGGGAACUACAAAAGGCUGUCAACCCCAGGAAGCAGGAGUCAUAGGGCCAUAGGUCCCAACCCUCUAUUUCUGCUCAUGUUGCUCUUUCUGUCUGGAAAGCUCUCUUCCUAUAUUUCAAGACCCAGCUUCCUUGCUCCCUCCCAAUGUUUCCUGAGCACCUACUCCAUGCCAGCCCUUGGGCUGUCUUCUGGGGAUAACAAAACAAAUAAUAAAGUCCAGCCCAUUGAGUUUUCCAUUUCCAAGAAUCUCUCCCCCAUCGCCCGUAAUUCCCAGGUUGUAUGUUCAAUAUGGAGUCCCUGGGUGCUGCAAAUGGUUAAUGUGCUUGGCUCCUAACUGAGAGUUUGAAAGUUCGAGUCCGUCCAGAGGUACCUCGGGAGAAAGGCCUAGUGAUCUACUUCUGAAAAGUCAGCCAUUGAAAACUCUAUGGAACACGAUCUGACUCAGUGGCAACUGGUUUAUGUUUAACAUGAGGGCAGUGGUGGUUCAGUGGUGGAAGUCUCACCUUCCAGGUGAGAGACCUGGGUAGAUUCCUGGUCGAGGAGCCUCAUGCGUAGCCACCACCCACAUGUCAGUUUUGCUGUAACGCCAAAAAGAUUUUAGUGGAGCUUCCGAACUAAGACAGACUAGGCAGAAAGGCCUGCUGACCUGCUCCUGAAAAUCAGUCGAUAAGAACCCCGUGAAAUCACAAUGGCCCGGUCCCAGCUGGUCAUGGGGGUGGCACAGGACUGGGCAGCGUUUUAGUCCCAUGUGCGUAGGGUUGCCACGAAUGGGCGGCUGACUCUACGGCACCCAACGACAACAUGUCCAAUGUGGUGCUUGUCUCAUCAUCCGCUGCAAUAAUAUUUGUGUGAGUAGCUCUCUGUCAUCGGGUCCAGACUUUUGUGUUCUCAGCCUCUGCAAGGGUAGGGCUGAUUCUGAGGCAGGGUCAGGGCUUGGUAUUGAGCCAAGAGUAGAGCUCUGAGGACAUGUUAGAAAGGACUGGGCGUUUUUUAGGUUGAUCAAUGGAAAUCGAUCAAUUUGUUUUCAGAAACUGGCACACACAUGUCUUUUCAGAAGGAGUUGUGAGUGCAAAUCUUUUGAGAGCCUGGUUCUUCCCAUGAAGUAAGGUGGUUGCUACCUGCACCGGGUCUGGAGGUAACAGCUGACAGCAGGGGUUUAUUUUUCAUAAUCAGCAAAGCCUCUCUGCUCACUGGGAUAAAAGAAGGAAAUGGUCGUUAUUCAGGGGCUGCUCAGCCCCAUUCCCCUUUUUUUGGCUCAGAAUGUAGUUGUAGUUGUUAGCUGCGGUGGAGUCCACCUCCAGCUCACGGCGACCUCACGUGCAAUGGAACGAAAUGCCAUCCCCAUGACUGACUGCCACUGGGAACGUUGUGAUCCAUAGGGUUUUUAUUGGCUAAUGUUUUGGGAAGUAGAUUGCCAGGCCUUUCAUGCUGGUUUCUCUUAGUCUAGAAGCUCCAUUGAAACAUGUCCAGGAUCAUAGUAACAGGCAAGCCUCUACUGACAGAUGGGUGGUAGCUGUGGUUGAGGUGCAUUGGCCAGGAAUUGAACCCCAGGAGUCCCACACAGAAAGUGAAAAUUCUACCACUGAACCACCAAAUCCCCCUGGCUCAGAAUAGGGGUGCACAAUUCCUGUUGGACCAGGUCUUCAGAGGUAAAGGGGCCAGGUCUAGUGGUGGAAUUCCAGGACUUCCCAAGAAGUGGGCAGCUGGCCCAGUUUUCCCCAUGGCAUGAGAGUAAGCAGAGCUUAGGCAGAGCAGUGACCUUCAGACCCUCUGCUGGGGGUUACUUACUGAGUGCUGAGGAAGGUCUAGGCCAAGCCCUGGGCUGUGUGUGUGUCCAUUAUAUUUGGUAAAGAAUCUGAGGCCAGGAGAGGGGAAAGGACCUGGGAAGGUCACAUAGUGAGUGUGGACAGACCGUUCCCACCGGGGACAAUUGAACCCCUGGGGGAGCUCAGUCCCAUCCCACUCCCGGUCUGUGAGGUUGCAGUCUUCAGGCCCCACGUGUGAAUGUCUCCUUUUUGCACCAUCCUUGGGCAGUGGGAUGCUGCUGAGAGAUGGGCAGCUCCAGGACAGAGGAGCGGUUACCUGGAAGUUGCCAGGUAUCUGUGCUUGGGGGAGGGCUAGGAGCUUCAGGUCCCUGGAAGUCACCUAGUGGUUUGGGGGAGGGGUUUAAUCACCCCCCCCCCACCUUUGGAGGCAGACGCCUGGGGAGCCAAAAGAUGGCAUACCUGUUACAGCUAAGAGUCAGUCCCCAAAUUGGACAGCCCGAGAAAUUGUCUGCCUGCCUCUGAGAAAGCUUAAGUCAGAGAGGACAAAGAAGAUCCCAAAGUCACACUGCUCACAGAGUGAGGCUGGACUAGAACGCAGGGUUCUUUGCUCCCUGGCUUCUCUGGAGGUACAGGAGCCCAGGACAUACGCACCUGCCCCUGACUCCCACAAGCAGGCCUCUCCCUGCUGCUGCUGAAGUCAGAGUAGGGUGCUUUUGGGUGACCCCAUGUUCUGCUUAACGGGGCUAUCGCUUAAGCUAUAAGUGGACUUGAGCCCCACAAAAUCUUGCUGCCCUGAAAGGUGGCUAAUCUGUGUUUGAGGAGGUGGCCAAGGGCCUUCCAUCAGCUCUUGGAAUAUGACUGUUUCCUCCCCUGCGAAGCAUGGUAGCUCCUUCCAGGACCCCCCACAUGUUGGAAAGUAGCCAGCUCCUGUUCUCCUCCCAGGGCCAUAGGCUGAGGCCUGGAUUGUCCUCACUGGACAAUGGGCACAUGCCCCAACCUGCCCUGACAUCCAGCACCACCCACUUCUCUCUCUCUCACCCACACCCACACCCGGCUUGAGUUGCAUAACUUCUCUUCCUUGGAGCCUGAGGGAACUGGCUAGAAGCUAGAAGCAACAGGAUUGAUUCAGAGGACCCGGUGACCCUGUGAUCUUGUAGGAAUUAUCUGUGACUCCGUCUGCUUACCUGACCACUCAUGCCCUCAGCUGUGAGGAGCCUUGAGAAGAUGAAAGCAUCUGUGGUUCUCUCCCUCCUCAGUUACCUGGUGGUGCCAAGUGACGCUCGGGUCUUAGGGCGCUGCAGGGUGGCUAAGAAGCUCCAGGAAGGAGGCCUGAGUGACUUUGAUGGCUACAGCCUUGAAAACUGGGUGUGCCUGGCUUACUUUGAGAGCAAGUUCAACCCCUCAGCUGUCUAUGACAACUUGCGUGGUGACUACACUGGCUAUGGCCUCUUCCAGAUCCGGAACAAUGACUGGUGUGACCACGGCAAGAACCGCUGCCACGUGUCAUGCUCUGCUCUACUGAAUCCAGAUUUAAAGAAGACAAUUGAAUGUGCCAAGAAAAUUGUACAAGGAAAAGAUGGGAUGGGAGCAUGGCCUUCCUGGACCCUGAACUGCCAGAACUCCGACACGCUGGCACGGUGGUUGGAUGGAUGCAUUCUGUAGCUGCCUGCGUGGGCCCACAGCACUCACCAGUCACAUCUUCUGAAUGAAGAUGCUUUUCUCUCUGCAUCCUUCACCAAAACCUGUUGGUUAUCUCACUUUCUGACAGCUCCAAAAGGAAAAGGACAAAAGUGUGCUUCAUCUAGGGAUGCAGAAUAAAUCAACCAGUUACUCAACCUGGGCCCAAGGUCUCCAUUUGUGCCACUAUAUUAUGAUUGUUUCAUUACCAUUAGUGUCAUGACUUAUUAUUAAAUCUCAGAUGGUGGAGAAGAUUUGAGGGAAGGAAAGUAUUUGGUUAACAAGAUGUUCCCAUGAAUGUCAAUAGGGAAAGAAAGACAGGGUGCCAUAGAAGGAGAGGAAUCAGAAGAGGAGAGGCUGGCACAGCAGGGCCUCCAGGCCCAAGGUUGGGACUGUCCUAUGUUGGGACACACAGGUGGAAGUGAGCAGACACAAAAUCAUCUUUGCAUUUCUAUGGAGGGAACCAAGUGACAGUACUCUUUUGCUUUAAAAGUUACGUUUUCAAAAUUAUAAAUAACACAUUGUCUUAGUUUUUUAGCUCUGCCAAGUAAAAAUUACCGCAAGUGGAUGGCUUUAAAUAACAGAGUUUAUUGUUCCACAGUUUGGAGGCUAGUGGUCCAAAUUAGGGACUCAGGUCUAGGGGAUAGUCCUUCCUUGUUAGUAGCCGUGGGUGUUCCUUGGUUUCUUGGCUUGUACAUGGAUCUUCACAUGGUCUCUUCUUCUCUGAGUCCAUUCUGCUCCUUUUACAAGACAUCACCUAGAAGUGAUUAGGUUUAGGACCCACCCUACUCUGGUAUGACCUCAUUAACAUAACAAAAGCCCUCUAUUUCCCAAUAGGGUCAUAUUUACAGGUACAGGGGUUAGGACUUCCAUAACUCAAUACUCACAUUAGAGAAAUUUUGAAAAGCACAGAAAGGUAAAAAAGGAGAAGAGUCUUCCCAUGGUCUCAGCACCUAAAGACAACUGCUGUUAUACUUUGGUCUCAUUUCCUUCUGGUCUGUUUUCUGUGUAGGGGUUUUUCAUUCGCUCUCCACAGUGCUGUGAUGAUGCUAUAGACAGAGCUUUAUACAUUGCUUUCUAUUGGAAGAAAAAAUUCCAUGGUAAUAAACAUUUCACCUGCAUGUAUUCCAAUUUUGAGGGGGAAAGGGUUUGUUUCUAAAGCUUAGUGGCUUACAGAAUCCUUGUGUGGGAUGGAGCAGCAGGUGUCAGCCUGGACUUCCAGGACACACCUGCCUGAGACCCAGGAGUGGAAACGGCAUAGAGGUAGCUGCUUGUCAGAAGCCAGGUCACCUGUGGAAACCCAAGCCAUGAAGAAGUUUGGAAAACCAUAGUCCUUAGCUUUCUAUCCCCUUGUCCAAGGAAGGAAAGAACUGAUGUCAAGCAAGUCUGUCUGCAACAUCUGCCACCUCAUGAUGUUAUUAACUAGUAACCAGUUGCUGUCAAGUCGAUCCCAACUCAUGGUGACCCCAUGUGUGUCAGAGUAGAACUGUGCUCCACAGGGUUUUCAAUGGCUGAUUUUUCAGAAGUUGAUUGACAGGGCUUUUUUCUGAGGUGACUCUAGGUGAACUCGAACCUCUAGUGUUUUGGUUAACAGCCAAGCAUGCUAAUGGUUUGCACCUUCACAAUGAGGUUUUAGUACCAGUCUUGUUCCAUUAUAUGAAUGUACCAUGUUUUAUUUAAAUUUUUCCCUACUGUUAGAUUUUGAGGUAUUGCCUGUUUUUAACCGUUACAGGGAAUGCUGUACUGCCCUUUUUUGGGGGAUUGUCCUUCUUGUCAUCUUUUACAUUUUUAAAAUUAAACAAACCGUAUAUAUUUAAUGAAGAAAACUUAGAGGGUAUAGAUAGUCACAAAGAAGGAAAUUAAAAAUAUUCAUCACCCAUCCCUCCCACUGAGAGCAGAAGCUUCUAUCACUGCUGUGCAGAGAGAGUUGAGAGAGCCCCGAUCCAGGCAUCAUUAGUGUUGAUGGUUUGGUGUGUGUCCUGCCCUACUUCAGGGUGUGUGUGUGCACAUGUUUUUUCCUUAUAAAUGUGGACUACUUUUUAUGUACCGUUUUGUGUCUUGCUAUUUUUACUUAAUAUUUUGUGGUCUAAUAUUUCUGGGUCUAGGACAAGAAUCUCAGCACCAUUUUUUUUUUAUAAUUUUUAUUGAGCUUUAAGUGAAUGUUUACAAAUCAAGUCAGUCUGUCACAUAUAAACUUAUAUACACCUUACUCCAUACUCCCACUUACUCUCCCCCUAAUGAGUCAGCCCUUCCAGUCUCCUUUCAUGACAAUUUUGCCAGUUUCUAACCCUCUCUACCCUCCUAUCUCCCCUCCAGACAGGAGAUGCCAACACAGUCUCAAGUGUCCACCUGAUACAAGUAGCUCACUCUUUAUCAGCAUCUCUUUUCUACCCAUUGUCCAGUCCCUUCCAUGUCUGAUGAGUUGUCUUUGGGAAUGGUUCCUGUCCUGGGCCAACAGAAGGUUUGGGGACCAUGACCGCCGGGAUUCUUCUAGUCUCAGUCAGACGAUUAAGUCUGGUCUUUUUAUGAGAAUUUGGGGUCUGCAUCCCACUGAUCUCCUGCUCCCUCAGGGGUUCUCUGUUGUCAGCACCAUUUUUAAGGACUGCACAGUACCCCAUUACAUGGACAAACUAUACAGUAUAUAACCCUUUACUGUUACUUUUUUUAAUCCAGGGACAAAGUAAACAAGUUAAGCGAACAGUGGCCACUUUAAGGCAGGUAGGACCUAAAGCAAUGUUUACAACUUGGUUGUUUUUCAGAAAGGGGAAGAAAUGGCUGAAAGAAUUUCAGGGCAGAAAUUGUUGUCACAUUCAGCAAGUAGGGAAAGAGGACAGCCCUCAUUGGGUUUGCAUUACUUUCCCUCCUCUCUAAAGAACAUUGUGUUCGAUGUUUCCCAACUCCACAGCAUGAAUCGGGCAGUAACAUUUCUGCUGGCGUGGUGCUUGCUAUUGAGGUCGAUGACAAGGUUUUGAGACCAUAGAGCACCUUCCUUAUUGAGCUGGAACCCUGCUCUCUUUCUAAGGGUGGGCCUGGGUGUAAUAAUGCCCCUGACCUUAUCCUGACCUUAACCCAGACAUUAAUGACAACCUGCAGUUGAUUAAAACACUCUCCUCAAGUGCCAAACCCAGUGUGCUGCCGCCUCCUUCCAGCCCAUUACUUCUGCUGUGGCUCAUUGUCGUCUAAUGGCCACUUGUGUCAACAUGGGCAUGAGGCUUGAGGAUAAAGCAAAUGUUAGUGUAUUGAUUGAAACAUCCUCUCUAAGGUUUCCCAAUAUCAGCUCCUGGCUUUGUGUUCUCAAACUCACUGAUAAUGGCCCUUACAAUGAGCAAUCAUUCUGGGUCAGAUCUCCCUGAAUGAUCAAAGCUAGAUUAGGAAAUCUCAACAACAAUGACUCCUAUUAAUAUUAUUACUUCUAUUACCAGCAACUACCGUAUUGACUGUGACUUUAAGGACUAAAGUGCGCCUGAUCCAAGCCAUGACAUUUUCAGUGGCCUCAUAUGCAUGUGAAAGCUGGACAAUGAUAGAGAAAACUGAAGAAGAAUUGAGACCUUUGAAUUAUGGCAUUGGUAAAGAAUAUUGACUAUACCAUGGACUGCCAAAAGAACGAACAAGUCUGUCUUCGAAGAAGUACAGGCAGAAUGCUCCUUAGAAGCAAGGAUGGCAAGACUUCCUUUCAUGUAUUUUUAGACAUGUUAUCAGGAGGGACCAGUCCCUGAAGAAGAACACCAUGCUUGGCAAAAUAGAGGGUCAGUGAAAAAGAUGAGAUGGAAUGACACGGUGGCUGCAACAAUGGGUUUGAGCAUAACAACAAUUGUGAGGAUGGCACAGGACUGGGCAGUGUUUUGUUCUGUUAUACAUAAGGUCACUAUGAGUCGGAAAUGACUCGACGAUACCUAGCGACAGCAACAACACAACAACCAUAUUGACUCCAAUUUUAUAAAUUUUGCAUAUUGACCUUUACGUAUAAUAUUUCCAAACCUUGUAAAACAUUGUAAGGUAGAUAUAAAUUGUAAUUAUAGGUGGAGAGGCUAAAUAACUUGGCUUUAUUCUAGCCUGUUAAGUUAUGGAGAUGGGAUAGUUUUCUUCUCAAA